UAUAGUGCUGCAUAGUUGCAGCUAAAAGCAGAUAAACACAAAUUUGCUUGAUACUAAAAGAAGCCAUCAAUCCUUCCAAUGGCUGGAAACAGGAGAGAUGUCCUCCAACUCAUGCUUCUGUUGCAAAUAUGGGCUGCAGUUUUAACACUGGCAAAGGCAGUGCGUUCUCUGGAUGAAGAGGUACUAACUCUGACAACUCCGGCGAGCUCAAGGGACUAUCCCAACCCGCCGGCGAGAAGAGAUGUUUAUUCUCAUGGUAAAAUCCAUGACAUCACCCAUUUGAUCAAUCCUAGAAUGCCAAAAUGGGGGAGUCCUGAUGGAAUGGGAAAAGUGGUAACCAUUAUUGACGACAUGAAAAAGGGAGCAGUAGCUUAUACUUCAGAGAUGGAUCUUCCUUCUCACACUGGAACACAUGUUGAUGCUCCAUCUCAUUUUUUUGAAGAAUACUUUGAACGAGGCUUUGACACUAGUACUCUUAGUUUGAAAACUCUCAAUGGUCCAGCGCUGGUAAUUGAUGUUCCUAGAAAUAGUAACAUAACUGCUGAAGUAAUGAAGAACUUGCAAAUUUCUCAAGGAAUACAUCGUGUUCUUUUCAGAACUUUAAACACUGACAGGAAGCUUAUGUACACAAGGAAGUUUCAUUCGGACUAUGUUGGAAUCGUGAAGGAUGGAGCAAGUUGGAUUGUUGAUAACACAAACAUCACGCUUGUUGGCAUUGAUUACUUAUCUAUUGCUACCUAUGACGAUGCCGUUCCGACACAUCAAACUUUAUUGAAAAGCAGGAAAAUUGUAAUUGUGGAGGGGCUAAAACUUAACAAAGUUCCAGCAGGAAUAUAUGAUCUCCAUUGCUUGCCUAUAAAGGUGCUUGGUGCUGAGGGAACACCUGCAAGAUGUAUUCUCAUGUCUUAAAAUUUAUGUGGAAGGACUUUGUUCCUUCAUUAUAGAAAUAAAUUAAGGAGUUGUGUGCCUUUAUUACCAAAUUCGACACAUUACCAACUAUGUGAUAUUAAUAAUACUUUAUAUAUAUGGACUGGCGUAUAAUGCAAGCAUGUUGCUCCAUGCUGGUUCUACUAAUCUCCA
Manihot esculenta (cassava) is the source of this 1080-nucleotide messenger RNA. Its product is annotated as cyclase-like protein 2. The coding region runs from base 79 to 909 and encodes 276 amino acids. The transcript has 6 exons. The record is from RefSeq and is a predicted model, not a curated record. Gene Ontology annotation, molecular function: arylformamidase activity. Lineage: Eukaryota; Viridiplantae; Streptophyta; Magnoliopsida; Malpighiales; Euphorbiaceae.